AAGCAUAUGGCAAAAACAGCCCUCUUCCUUUCUUUUAUUAUUGUGCCCACUACUCUUUAAAAAUUCCGCCGAAAAAGAGAAGACGAUUUUCCAAAACCUUCUGGCCGUUAUCUCACGGCUCCCCUGUCUCUGCACAGGUGUAUGAGCGCUACCCAGAGGGCCUAGGGGCCGCCCUUUACCGGGAGCACUUUGACUUCAACGCUGAGCCGCCUUGGGAUCCUAGCUGAUAACGGGACAAGUCCAUCUCCUGACUUGUCCAUUUUGUUGCAUACCGGCAGGACCCCAUUGGCUCAGUCGUGACCCCUGACCUGAUAAUCAUUUCUCUACGAUCAUCGGAUUUGUGAAAUACUGUUAGGAUGAAAGGAAUUGUUGAUACUCCCAGCUACAUCGUUGAACUCCUGGAGGGAGGAGUUACUCUGGAAGAUGUCAUUGACGGACACAUCUACGAACAGGCUCUGGUGGAGAAGAGUGCGUUUGUGGUGGGCGACCUGGGGGCCCUGAUGCGCCAGCAUGUGUGCUGGCAGAGCGUGUUGCCCCGGGUGCAGCCCUACUUCCCCGUCAGGUGCAACAGCAGCCCCGCGGUCAUCGAGGUCCUGGCCUCUUUGGGCCUCGGCUUUGUUUGUGCCAACAAGGCCGAGGUGAGCCUGGUCCUGGAGCAUGGCGUGCCACCAGAAAGCAUCAUCUUCUCCAGUGUGUUCAAGCAGCUGGCGCACAUCAAGCACGCGGCCAAGAACAACGUCCAGCACUUUGUGUGCGAAAAUGAGGCCGAGCUGUCCAAGAUUGCCCGUCUGCACCCUACUGCCAAGUUGCUGCUGCAGUUGACUACUGAGGCCCAGGCAGCUGAGACCAGCAUGGCCUUUGGCUUUUCUCUGAAGAGCUGCCGGCACCUCCUGGAGAAGGCCAAGGAGUUGGGUGUGCAGGUGGUCGGAGCCACCUUCCACAUCCCGAGCUCCUGCCAGGAUCAGCAGCAGGCCUACAGACACGCGCUGUCCGACGCUCGCUGUGUGUUCGACAUGGGGGUGGAUUUGGGUUUCAACAUGCAGAUCCUGGACAUCGGCGGUGGGUUCACUGGUUCAGAGUUUCAGCUCAAACAGGUGGAGGCUGCUGUCAGGCCACUGCUGGACGCUUACUUCCCAGAGUUGUCGGGUGUUCAAGUGUUGGCCCAGCCGGGCAGCUUCUACGUGGCAUCAGCUUUCACCCUGGCUGUGAAUGUUAUUGGCAAGAAGGUUGUGAGCCACUGCUGGGACUCCCAAACUCAUGAUGAGAAGAAUGGAGAUACCGAGUUCCUCUACUACAUGAAUGAGGGAGUCUAUGGUCCAUUCAGCCGCAAGCUGCUGGGACACGGCAUCUCUGUCCCGUCAGUGCACAAGCCCUCUCUCUGCCCGGAGGAGCCCGUGUUUCCCAGCAGCCUGCGGGGCCCCUCACUGGACCCCCUGGACCUGGUCCUGGAGCGCUGCUUGCUGCCUGAGCUCGGCGUGGGAGACUGGCUCCUCUUUUCCAACAUGGGGGCCUGCGGCCUCGUGGAGUUCAGCUGUCUCUCCGCCUCCAGCCAGCUGCCCGUCUACUACACCGUCUCCCCCUCCGACUGGUACGAGAUGCAGGAGGCCGGUGUGGCGCUGGACAGUGCCGUGAAGACCUUCUCCCUCCUCCAGUGAAGUGGCGAGCUGCCCUUAGCCCCGCCCCCUUUUGUACGGCGCACAUCUCCCUGACCUCUGCUUUCACCGUGUGAGAAGAGAGGCCAGCGUUGGAUUCGGGACGAGAGGCCGAGCGUGGUCGACAUUCCAGCCCACCCUGGAAAAUGCAGUAUCCUGUUGUCGUUUGUUAUUUUCCUUCCAGAGUUAGACAUUUUUUAUUUUGACCUCCAGAAGUGGGGAACAGAUGGUCGUUUGAUACCUCAGAUGUCUCAAAUUGAUCCGACAGAUAAUCAUGGUUUUCCUCCGUUUUCCUUGGAGGACUUUAGCCCAAGCUCAAACGAUGUUAUGCAACAAAAUGGACGACUCUUCGGAGAUGGGACACUCCCAAAAUGUUUGGGAGGGUUUGUUUCUUAAAUUUAGUUUACAAAAUGUAUAAUUGAUUUAAUCAGUUGAAUCAAAUGGUUUCUAUCAACUACCUGUCACGUGCUCACCAGUGAAAAUGAUCUAUAGAUUUCUUUUUUCUGCAGUAGUUUUCUAAAUGAAAUGCUUGUGUGGAUUCUGUCCUUCAGACCACUCACUUUACAUUCUUUAAUGAUGAUGGUUUAGCCUUUUGCUUUUUUUAGCAAUCCACCUCAAUGCAUUUGUAUUUAUUGGAUUCAGAUAUGAUGGCAUAUUUAAAUGCUUCCAUCUUUAAGUGUGUUUUGUCCAGGGUAUUAUGCUGUGGCCCAACUAUCAGUGUUUUUGUUUGUUUUUUUCUCCUUUCCAUCUUUUUCUUGUUUUGUUUUUUUGUUUUUUUUCCCCUAAAUUUUUAAUGUUUUUUAACGCUACAGGAUUUUGUGUGUUGUGGUUGCAACUUGUGACCUCAGUGGUAAAUGUUCUGUGCUCGAAUGCACAGGAGCUUAUUUUUAAUGCUCUCAUUGCAUAUGACUGAGAACGAGGUCAGUGUUGCAAAAAAAAUAGACACAAAAUCUAUGGAAGCUUUAAAAAAAAAAUACUGUGACACCUAACAUGGUAGCCCUAAUUUUUUUCUGAUCCUCUACUGGUCAGUCAUGGGAUUGGUCUUUGUUCUGUUUGGAUACUAAAAGCCAGCUCUGGAGCUCAAAAACUAAAGUUCCCCGUGUGGAAGAUAUCAAAGUGCUCCUUUUGAAGUGAACCACAGUCGUAGUGGUGCAGAUGACCCCCGGCAGGCUCCACCAUGACACAGCGCCUCUUUAAUGGCCCCAUUUUGAUAGAUUGUGAGGUGACUUAAGGCAGUUUUUGAAGAAUCCCGCCCUUGUGUUUUACAAGUGACUAAUGUAUUAAUUACUUGUCUAAGGCACUAAUGGACCAUAGCCUGUUUCUGACUGUAAAUUGUGCUUGUUAAAGUAAUGAAAGUGAUUAAUUUAAUACAUGACUGAAAUAUUCACCUUUUGGUUUGUGUGUGUGGUCUCUUGGGUCUUUUUCAUUUCAUUAACAACAUCCUUUUGUUCAGAGUCAUGUUCAGUCUCCUGGAAAUUAUCUAUAAUCCAGACUUUAGGCCCUAAAGUCUGAAAUACAGACAGAUUUCACCUCUGGCUCUAAUCAGGACAUUUGGCUUAAUUUUUAAAUGCUGCAAUGUGAGAUCUGAAUUUCCCCAAAUGGCAAACCUUCUUAUAAGAUUACAGAAAACGAGUCCAAAAGCGUUGCUGAAUAGCAUAAUCCAAAUUCACAAUUUGUUACAGAAAACAACUAGAAUCUGCGUGGGCCUGUUGGGUAAAAUGCACUCACUGCCUGGCCCAAAGAAAAUCCCCAACAAGUCUCCUAUUGGAUGAUUACUGCAUGGGUCAUUUAACCCCAACUGAUGCAAAAAAAUUCCUGUGGUCAUGGAAAAGAUGUUAGUCUGUCAAAGAAGGCCCAAAGCUUUGAAAUGCAUCCAGCAGAGAAAACAUCUGAGCAGAUUUAACAGAAACUAUAAAAACUGGGGAAAGAACUUUCCAAUGGAAAAAAAAGUAGAAUUAAUUUGGUGAAAUCGAAGAAGGAAAAGUACCGUUCAGUGAGGCUAACGGAAGAAAAAAAGGCUUCAAUUAGCUCAGGAGCACAAUGGAAGCAGGUCAUGUGACCACGUGGUCCACUGGGAAAGAGGCCGAGUGGACCAUGAUGUAAUUCCCCAUCACGCCUGUGGGGGCAGUGUCCCGAUCAGGGGCUGGUCCGGUCCAGGAUCACCAACAAUUAUUCCAUCAAUGGCUCAUUUCUGCCCAGAGUGGCUCAGGAAUAACCAGGAUUCAUCAGGUGGUCAGACUCCCGUCAUCAGUU
Molecule: messenger RNA, 3905 nt
Organism: Menidia menidia (Atlantic silverside)
Lineage: Eukaryota; Metazoa; Chordata; Actinopteri; Atheriniformes; Atherinopsidae
Source: the annotation of a GenBank genome assembly